AUGAACCACCUCGUCCGUUCAACUUCCUUCCGUUGCACCUCCUUGAGGUCCAUUACGUACCUCCGGCAAUCUUCCGUCGCCUCUUCACCUCCAAUUUUCUCUUCCGCCGCAGUAAACGUCCGCCAGUUCACCUCUGCCGGCUAUCCGAACAGCUUCCAAAUGGAGCCGCCGGUUAACUUUGGAAUCCGGAUAGUUCCGGAGAGGAAGGCGUUUGUGAUCGAGCGAUUCGGUAAAUACGCCAAGACGUUGCCGUCGGGGAUUCACUUCCUCAUUCCGUUCGUGGAUCGCAUUGCUUAUGUUCAUUCCCUCAAGGAAGAAGCAAUCCCAAUUCCGAAUCAGACUGCGAUUACCAAAGACAAUGUUAGUAUCCACAUCGAUGGCGUUCUCUACGUUAAGAUAGUGGAUCCUAAAUUGGCUUCUUAUGGCGUUGAGAGUCCUAUCUAUGCAGUUGUGCAGCUUGCUCAGACCACAAUGCGUAGUGAGCUUGGUAAGAUCACGCUUGAUAAGACCUUCGAGGAACGAGAUACUCUCAACGAGAAGAUUGUGGAAGCCAUCAAUGUUGCUGCAAAAGACUGGGGUCUUCAGUGUCUUCGUUAUGAGAUAAGGGAUAUCAUGCCCCCUCAUGGUGUGAGAGCUGCUAUGGAAAUGCAAGCAGAAGCGGAACGUAAAAAGAGAGCCCAGAUCCUUGAAUCUGAAGGAGAAAGGCAAUCCCAUAUCAAUAUAGCUGAUGGUAAGAAAAGUUCUGUAAUCUUGGCAUCUGAAGCAGCAAAGAUGGACCAAGUGAAUCGAGCACAAGGUGAAGCUGAAGCAAUACUAGCUAGGGCACAAGCAACUGCCAGAGGCCUUGCCUUGUUAUCUCACUCCCUCAAUGAAACUGGGGGAGCAGAGGCAGCGAGUUUUAGAGUUGCAGAGCAAUACAUUCAUGCCUUCGGUAACAUUGCCAAGGAGGGUACGACAAUGUUGCUUCCAAGUGGGGCUUCAAAUCCUGCUAGCAUGAUUGCUCAAGCUUUAACAAUGUACAAAAGCCUUGUCCAAAAUACUCCCAACACCGAUCACCAAGAAACAGCAGAAUCUGAAGAAGAAGACUGGGAAGAGACGGAUGAUGAGAAACAUACACCAGAAGGCUCUAAAAACCAAUCAGGCUCAACAACGUUUGAUACAGAGAAACCAGGUCUCACCGGUGGACCACGGUUCUCUCUUCAAAGUCGCACCAAGGAGCCAUAG
Microthlaspi erraticum is the source of this 1224-nucleotide messenger RNA. The record is from the annotation of a GenBank genome assembly. NCBI's taxonomy places the organism in Eukaryota, Viridiplantae, Streptophyta, Magnoliopsida, Brassicales, Brassicaceae.